AUGGGCUACGCCGCCUAUCCAGAGUUCGACGACUAUCAACAACGGCCCAACCCAGCCGCACCACGCCUACAAUCGCUUGCCUCGACAGUAGUUGGAGCCGUCGUCAUAGUAUACACUCUCUUCAAGACCGUCGAGUUCCUCGGCUAUCCGGUUGGCCGUUGGCUUUAUCGACUGGCGCGCAUGGCUGCCCAAAUCCUGCGCCACGCAGGCGCAUCCUCCCCACACGGAUCCGAAUCUGACACGAGCGACGAUACGGCAUCAAGCAGUGGAGGAAUGUUGGGGAGCCUCUUUAGUCUGAGUCCUACGGGUCUACUGCAGAAAGGGGUACGGGGCGUAGCGGGGGCCUUGUCAAGAGGCUCGACCGAAACUCCUCCCGGCUUGGGCAACAUGAGCAAUUCCUGCUACCAGAACAGCGUCAUCCAAGGGCUCGCGUCGCUCCCGUCGCUGCGCGAAUACCUUUCGAAGAUACAAUCCGAACAUGCCUCCCUUACCAAGGAGUCCAUGAACGGCGCGCUUUACGACCUGCUCCGCCAGCUGACCGAUCCCAAAAACGUGGGCCAGAGCUUCUGGGUUGGAGGAAAACUCAAGUCGAUGAGCGUAUACCAGCAACAGGAUGCGCAGGAGUAUUACAGCAAGAUCCUGGACACAAUGGAUGAAGAGGUGAAGAAGGCGUCAAGUAGUAAGAGGCGAACCUCUGUCUCCUGGGUUGAAGCGGCAAAGAGUCUGAGUGACUCACCAGACAGUGCAGCCGAUUCAGAAACGAAUUGCGAAAAUAGGAAAAAGGAAAAGACCAAGUCCAUCCCGUUGACGGAGCAACCAAAGACCGUACCCAAUCCACUGGACGGGCUCCUCGCCCAGCGCGUUGGAUGCACAUCUUGUGGCUACUCGGAGGGUCUUUCGCUGAUACCGUUCAAUUGCAUCACUGUAUCAUUGGGUCAAGACCACGCCUAUGAUAUCAGGUACUGUCUCGACGAGUACACUUCCUUGGAAUACAUUCGAGGAGUUGAAUGCGCAAAGUGUACACUUCUUAAACUGAAGAGUACAUUGACACCUUUAGUCGCUAAGAGCCCCGAUUCGCCAUAUGCAGCCAGGCUGAACGCCGUACAAGAGGUGCUCGACGAGGAAGACUUUGAGGAUAAAACCCUGAUAAAGACGCUCAACAUUCCAAAGAAGAACUGGGUGAAGAGCACAAAGUCAAAGCAAAUAGUAAUUGCGCGGGCGCCAAAAUCCCUCGUCUUACAUGUCAACCGAAGCAGUUUCAAUGAGAUGACGGGCAACUCGUACAAGAACACGGCCGGUGUUUCGUAUCCCAAAAUCCUGGAUCUGGGGCACUGGUGCUUGGGUAAUACACCAAGCGGGUCUCAGCAUCCCGAUAUGUCCCUCGAGGAGUGGCCGCGGGAUCCCAAGGAGUCCAUGUUGGCUGUGGCAGACGACGAGCCUACGACGAGUUCGCCGUUCCAGUACCGGUUACGUGCAGUGGUGACGCACUAUGGCAGUCAUGGAAAUGGACACUAUGUUUGCUAUCGACCGCAUCCUAAGCCGAUGAGUCAAAGAAAGGAGACUGUUGAGGGCGCUGAAGACGAAGGAGAUGAGGCACAAGACAAUGAAGAAGAGCAGUGGUGGCGGUUUAGUGACGAUAGCGUAUAUGCGAUUUCGGAGUUGGACGCGCACCAGGGUAAUGUCUUUAUGCUGUUCUACGAGCGUAUCGAUGAUCCCAUUCCAGCGCCACCACGCACCGACCUCGGUCUACCGCAGAUGCUGGCGGUUCCCGCGGAUGCCCCUCUGCCUCCGGCCGACGUUGCAACCGAUCCUCACCUUGUUGAUAUUGAUGAAGCAGCGAAUAUCUCACUUCCUGAGGAGGAUGACCUCCUCGACCUCAUUCCCCCGCAACCGCAACCAGUACAACCUGGCGAAAUUGAGUCUUGUGUGCCUCCCACCGUCGAAAUCCCUACAUCACCAAUAGCCCAGACCCCACCAAGCACAAACGACCUCAACUCCAACACAGACUCACAACCAUCGUCAACUCCACCCGCAUCUCCAUCACCAACUCCCACCACUAGCACUUCAGAUCCGAGCACAAACACAUCCUUCACCACCCUCCCCUCAGACGCCGAAUCAGAAGCAGACACCGACCUGCCCACCGCCCCUACUCCGAAAACCACACCCAUCCCCCAGGUGAGCCCGCACCUCAUGCGCACAGCAGGUGCGCGCCGCGGCCAGGGUGGCAGAAAGAGCCUCCCCCUUGUUUCGGCGACGUAG
This is a messenger RNA of Plenodomus lingam JN3, 2259 nucleotides long. RefSeq lists its product as uncharacterized. NCBI's taxonomy places the organism in Eukaryota, Fungi, Ascomycota, Dothideomycetes, Pleosporales, Leptosphaeriaceae. Gene Ontology annotation, biological process: protein deubiquitination. The record is from RefSeq and is a predicted model, not a curated record. Gene Ontology annotation, molecular function: cysteine-type deubiquitinase activity.